Vitrella brassicaformis is the source of this 3252-nucleotide messenger RNA. The record is from the annotation of a GenBank genome assembly. Lineage: Eukaryota; Vitrellaceae.
AAAGGAAUGACUCAUCCAUGAGGCUCCAGAGCGUUUGCUCCACAGAUCUUGAUCAAGAUUUGAAGAAUCGGACACAUCAAUGGCUUUCUUGCGAUGCCUGUCGUCGCUGCCCUUCCCGCCCUUCCCACGACCAAGGAGGCCUCUCUCCCUCUGUGCGCUCUCCAGCCGUCAUCAGUCGAGAGCCCAGUCAUCAUCCAGCAAGACGAGCAGCAACAACAGCAACACCAUGACUGUGGACCGGCUGCCCAUCGACAGUUCGCUCAAGCAGGCCCUGGCAUCGCUGAAGAUCACCUCUCUAUUCGACAUCCAGCGGGACGUCUUCCACCCCAUUCUGCAAGGGAUGAACGUCGUCGGCCGCUCGCGCACCGGCACGGGCAAGACGCUGGCCUACCUAGUGCCUGUGCUGCAGCGCAUGAAGAUGGAGAAGCUCCAUGCCAGCGAUGCGGCCGUGCUGAUUCUGCUGCCGACACGAGAGCUGGCCAAACAGGUGUGCUGCAGGAAUGUCGCAUACGUGGCGAUCUGUAAGUGUGGGGCGUGUAUGUGUGUGCAGGUUGGGAUGGUGCUGUUGGGUCUGAGCAGCUCGUUCCUUCACUUGAACAUCGCCCUGCUGUAUGGCGGUGCGCCGGUGGCUCCCCAGGCACAGCUGCUGAAGCUGCAGCCCAACGUCGUCAUCGGCACGCCGGGGAGGUGCCAGCUGAUGGUGAGUGACCGAACGAGGCCUUACGUAGCCGACGGUCGGGUGUGUGUUCUCCUCGUCAGGUGGAUAAGGGUCUCUUGUCGCUGUCGUCGACUAAGGUAGUCAUCAUCGACGAGGCAGAUGCUCUCAUGGCCCAUGGAUUCGCUGCACAAGUCCAGACGUGAGCAUGACACCAAACCUCACCCUCUUUCACAUUUCUGAGGUUCCCCUCUGUUCCUGCAGCCUGCUGCAAGGCGUCGGGCAGAACAACGCCAAGUUCCAGAGCCUUCUCUUCACGGCCUCCUUCACCCCCGAGCUGAGGGCCCUCAUCGACAAACACUUUGACACACCCACGUCGGCAGCAGAGACAGGCACCAACACAGGGGGCGAUGGCAAGUGCCGCACAGUGGUGAUUGACACAGUGGAGGGCACACGUGUGGGGGUGGACGACAAGGGCAAGGCCAGCGAGACCGUCACUGGUGAGAAAAAACAUGCGGGGAGACAAAGCGCCCAUUGACAGAUAUGUGGAUUGCCGACAACUUCUCUGUUGUUUGUUCAGUGCCGACGACGGUUCAGCAGGUCCGUCAUUACGUGCUCAAGGUCCCCACUCUGGCGUCGCCCCACUCCCCCACCCCGACGGACCCCUCUUCUCCUUUAGACCUCACAGCCACCUCCACACUGACGUCCCACCGGAACGUCGAGAGGCGGCUGCGUGUGCUCAUCCAGCUUCUUACCGACAAGCUGCGGCUGAAGCCUUACCGCGGGAGUCUUGCCAAGGAUGGUUCUCGGGGGAGGGGGAAGGCGAUAGUGUUUGCGGGCAUGAAGGAGGUGGAGAUGGUUGUGCGCCAUCCUGCCUUGGAGGGGCACGCGAGAGCCCUGCACUCGAAGCUCGAUCAGACACAGAGGUACGCAGUGGAGGGGAAAGGGCCGUGGAGCAGAAGAGCAUUACCCCUGUGUGAGUGUUGCAGAGAUUUCAUUCUCAAUGGGUUUGCCGAGAACAAGGUGAGUCCGUCACGCACAGCGGACAGACAGUAUGUGAGUGUGCGCGUGUGUGUGUCGGUCAGUAUCGAGUGUUGGUGUGCACCGACUUGGUUGCCCGCGGGCUGGACUACCCCGACGUCACACACGUGGUGCACUUCAGACCGCCCGCAGAACCCAACAACUACAUACACAGGCAAGGCAGACACACACACACAUGAACGAUGCAUGAGACGAACGAAUCAAUGUGUGUUGGCAUCACAUGCAGAGCUGGCCGCACUGGUCGUGCCGGCAAGGGUGGCGAGAGCAUCAUGAUGUAUUCCAGUGACGAGUACCCCCUCGUCAAGGCCAUCCACACCCUCACACGACAGCAGUUCACACCCCUCCCCACACCCGACCCCAAAGACCUGGAAAGGACCCACACACAACAGCUCAUGAGUGAGUGCCCGCACAACAGACAGGCAGCCACACCCAGUCUCUCCAUUUGUGUGUCUGCCAGAUGCGCUGCACGACAUCAUAUCGUCCACUGACGACGGCACACUCAACGACAGCGAGCUCGACUACCGCCCAUACCUGCCAGCAGCCGAGCGGCUCAUCAAGACACACGGUGCCGCGCCACUUGCAAACGCCCUCGCACUGCUGGACGGAGGGUGGGCACACACACACACAGACGCAGUGGACUCUGCCGUGCCAUUUGUGUUGGCUGGGUCGUGUGUGUGGUGUGCAGGAGUGUGCCUUUGGCAUCCGGACUACCGGCUCCCCUGCGUGUGUCCCCGCUGUCCGGUCGUCGGGGCUUCAUGCCACUCGCACUCAUCGACACCAACCACACUGUGAGUGAGUGCAGCCGUUCCAUGACGGCCACGAAUGCCGGCGUGUGUGUGCGUGCAGGUGUUGACGAAUGCCGACAGGGUCCGUGCGGUGCUGCAGGAGCGGAUGCCGGUGCUCAAGCAGAAGAAGGCUGCACUCGGACGCAUCGUCAAGACAGCAAACGGAUACGUCUUCGACGUGAAGGUGGGGAAUUGCCUGCCGCCGCGGAUGUGCCGAUCUAUGUGCUCGUGUCCGUGUGUCAGUAUGUGUACGGCGCCAAGCUGCUGCACGACAGCGAGGAGCGAGCUGCCCUGGAGCAGCUGGGCGUACAGCUCACACACGUCAGCCAGGUACAGGGAAACGACACACGCGCUCACUCACCCAGCCACACACAUCGACGUGCAACAUGCACCUCCGCUACUCUCUUAGCUGCCGCGUCUGCUGGUCGAUGAGUCUGAGAAGGCCAAGAUGCGCAAAAACAAAAAGCUGCCGUGGAGACGGUAAGCGAGUCCGCCGACUGUUACAUCCCAGCCACACGUCUGUGUGUGGCUGUGUCUGUAGGAGGAAGGGCGACCGGCAACAUCGACUGAUAGUGAUGGGCCUCUCGGCGCGGCAGGCGUCAUCGGCCGGCCUCCACCCGUCCAGGCGCAUCACACACCGACAGAGGAGGGCACCCAAGGGUACGUUUGAGGCAAGAAAGACGGACCGGGGGGAGGCGGCUGCGUGGCGAAUGGCCAUGGGAGAGAUGAUGCGGGCAGGGGGCGGCUGAUGGAUGGAGUGUGUGUGUGUGC